Messenger RNA from Glarea lozoyensis ATCC 20868, 258 nucleotides. RefSeq lists its product as uncharacterized. The record is from RefSeq and is a predicted model, not a curated record. Lineage: Eukaryota; Fungi; Ascomycota; Leotiomycetes; Helotiales; Helotiaceae. The coding region runs from base 1 to 258 and encodes 85 amino acids. The transcript has a single exon.
AUGUGUACCGAAACGGAAUAUACUUGCAAGAUGUGCAAUCAAUAUACCGACAACGACUGGGAAAUAUGCGCUGAGGGUGGCGGUCCAGCAUGUCCGAAUCCUCAACCAAAAAUAGUUGAACCGGAUCCUGAGACGGACUACGGUUGUGGACGGCCAGGCUGCGAUUUUACAGACCCAGAGUAUGAGUCUUCAGACUCGGAGGAGGAGUCUGAAUCUGAGGAGGAAGAAAUAGCUGAAGAGGAGGAAGAGGAAGAUUAG